AUGGACCGUCAUUCUAAUACGUUAGUUGAAUCCGAGCAUAAUGGUGAAAGUUUGAACAUCCCAAAGAUAAUUUCCGAUUUCCAAAAUCAAUUGAACGACAUCUUUAAAUCAAAUCAAUUAACUGAAGAUGAUGCAUUGCUAACUGGAUUUUUAAAAUUUGUUACUUCUAAGUUGACCAAAUUGGUAGAACAAUUGCUUACUUUCGCAAAUGUUAACGGGGAAUUUUCCAUGAAUACCAUUAAGGUAAACCAUCAAAUAAUAUCAUUAAUCUUGGAUUUAACUUGGGAAAAAAUUUAUUAUCCAACUUUUAAAUGGUUUCAAACAUGGAGAAAACUUAUUAUUCGAAAGUUGCCUAAACAAGAUCAACCUAAUUAUGUGGAGUUCCGUAAGAUGAACUCUAAAGCAAAACGAUUUUCUAGAUCAGUUUCCGAAUUUUAUAUGAAUUUCAUAACUGAAAUAAGGUCUAAUUAUGACACUACAUCAAUUUUACCAAUGCAUUUAAUUGAUGAUUUGAAACUAGUGGAAAAAAUGGAUGAUUCAAAGACGAGAAGAAAGUUGCAACCAAAUCAUCCUUUAGCAAUGAUGGUUACUUUAAUAACCCAUAGAUGUUUGCUUUAUUUAGGAUCAUGUCAAAGAUAUAGAUCAUUGAAUGAUAAAAUUUCGGAGAAAUAUGUUCUUGCGGAUUUCUCUAAAUCACUCCUGUACUAUAAAUGGGCAACCCUUUUGCUACCUACAUUUGGUGAAAAUUUUCUUCAAGUAGCUUUGAUACAUAUGCAAACGAAUAAUUUUGGGAGAGCAACAUACAAUCUAAUGAGAGCCAUCUUGACAAAGACUCCUAGUUCUGCUGCAUUUAGUAAUUUCAAAGCAUUAAUUAGUGAUCCGCAUGAAAUGAUACACAAAAGAAUGCUAACUGCUAUUAAGGAAAUACACAUUCAAGAAUUGAAAAAUAUCAAAAUUGUCAAUACAGAAAUUAUAGAAUAUUACUUUUUGGGACUAUUCUCUUAUCAUUUUAACCAACAACAGAACAGUAAAUUAGAAAACGGAAUUGGAAUCAAACAUUUGGAAUCUGUAUUUUAUGAAAGAGUUUCGACAAGAUUUAUAAAGAAUCUUGAUCUUAUCAUGGAAGAUUUAGCAAUUGUUAUCGGUGGGUUUACCAUCCUAUUGAAACUAGAAAACAACACCAAUACUAAUAAAUUGGGCAAUAAAAAAUCAGAAGUCCUUUCAAAGAGUCAAAAGUCAUAUCUAUCAUUUGCAUUCAAAUUCAUCACACACAUUUUAAAGGAUGUUAUUAAAGACUCGUGGAAGGCAAAUCAAGAUGCGUAUCAAUAUUUGACAAUGGUUCGUCUCAUUGGGUGGUGGUUAAACUCGAAUGAAGUGGCCUUGGAAUAUUCUCGAAAUAAUGAGCAUUUUUGUUUUACUUUUGGAAGAUUGUUAAACGACAUACUCAAAGAGGACUAUAAAUUUGAAGAUGAAGAGGAAUCCUCUGUCGUAAGAUCAUAUUUAUUUGAAGACGAGGUACAAUUCAAAGAUUUUGCAUGUGUAGAUGAAGGAAUGUUCAAUUUUGACAUGCCUGAUAUCAGAACAAAAGAUGAUAUUAACAAAAGACUAAUGGGAAUUGCACCAGAAUCUGAAUUAUUGACUAAAAAUGAAGAAAUUGAGUGGAAACUGCAUAAUAUUGUCAUCAUGGGGAGAAAGAUAUUGACUGGAAAUAAAUUUGGAAUUGAAUGGGAUACGGAAACAUUUAAGUAUACUUUUACCACCAGGGAGAGAAUAGCAAAAGCAGAAAAUACGCCUGUACACCAAAAGUCAAGACGUGGUAUCCUUCCAAACAUCAUAGGGAAGAAGAAAGUUUCUGUUCAAGAGAAACAAAAACAGAAAACAACUGUUGAAGCGCAAACUCAAUUGAGUGGGAAGACUAUCAUUGGUGAAGAGGACACGGAUGAAGAUCUCGAACCGCUAUCUGUAACCGAACUGGAAGCACAAUUAAGAAAUGAACAGAAUUCCAACAAUAUGAUGAAUUGGGGUUACAGUGGAUCAUCUAUUCCUGAUGCGCCAUCUCAUUUUGACGUUAAACCAAGUAAUAUACUGACUCAACCAAAUGAUACUCUUCGUUUAUCUUCUGCAUUUUCCAAUCCGGUCUUUAACCCUUCCGAACGUACCAACUCGCCAAACCCGACUCCAUCUGAGUCAUCCUUGCAACUAAAGAAUUUAGAAGAAUCUCUAAGGAACCUAAACGCACAAGGGACAGAUAACAAUACCACCACGACUUCCUAUGGUAGCAUGUUUCAACAACCUCCAAACGGGAUGCACACAUCGCUGCCUACUUCGGCACAUUCUCUAUACAAUACGUCUACUUAUUCAUAUGUGGAACCUACUCAGUUGCAGUACUUCCCAAACCAGUAUCAACAAAGACCGCAGUCAGGUAACUCAUAUCUGCCACCAGCACCACAGCAAUUUCAAGGUUAUCCGUGGGGCAUGGGGGUUCCUGCACCACCUGGGCUAGUGCCACAACAGCCAGUGACAGGGCCAACGAGACAACAAGAUCCAACAAAGCAAGGCUCAAUGUAUGCUCAGCAAUACCCAUAUAAUCACCCAGAAUAUUUAUCGCAUUGA
Naumovozyma castellii is the source of this 2613-nucleotide messenger RNA. RefSeq names its product Ebs1p (gene EBS1). Lineage: Eukaryota; Fungi; Ascomycota; Saccharomycetes; Saccharomycetales; Saccharomycetaceae. The transcript has a single exon. The record is from RefSeq and is a predicted model, not a curated record. Bases 1 to 2613 code for a protein of 870 amino acids.